CAUGUAGAUUAUACAGUAUAAUAUUAACCUUCCCCUCUUCAAAUCUUGCACGCUAACUCAAACCAGUCCAUUCAUAACCACAAAAUCUUACACGCAUAAAAAUGUGUCCAUGCAUGAUAUGAUAUGAUAUGAUAUGACGCACUAUAUACAGUAAUGGUGAAGUGAACGGUUGCAACUGAAGCCUACAUAGUAUAGAUAUCUUCCUCUUCUUUCGGAUAUCAAAUUGUUGUUACUGGGACUCAAAACCUAACCAUAUGUGAUAUAUACCCAAAUUCCCCAAACCAACCGACCUACAAUUCAAACGUCAUCAGGAGUCAACCCAAAGGCAUAGCUGUAGUACAAUCUAAGAAACGAAUAUAUAUAUAUAUAUAUAUAUAUAUAUAUAUAUAUAUAUAUAUAUAUUCUGUUGAGUUCACGAGCCACUUUUGAUUUGGUUUGAUUUUGAGCGAAAAAUAUGGAAUUAGAAUCUUCUUCAUCGAAGGUGAAUGGGAAAUCAAUGAGCCCUCCUUCAUCUUCGAAACGCAUGAGCAGAACAAAAAUAUGCUUGUUGGUGACUUUCGCCGUUAUAUUGGCGGUGGUUCUGCUCAUGGUGAUUUUGGGCCUCACCGUCUUCAAGCCCAAACGUCCCGUCACCACCGUUAACUCCGUCUCUCUCAAAGAUGUGGACUUCUCUCUGGACGUCCUCAACGGCCCCAGAGUACACAUCAACGUCACCGUCGAUGUCAAUCUCUCCGUUAAAAACCCUAACAAGGUCGGGUUCAAGUACACCAACAGCUCCGCUUUCUUGAAAUACAGAGGCGAAAUCGUCGGAGAAGCGCCGAUCCCCGCGGGGGAGAUAUCCUCCGACCAAACACGCCCUAUGAAUAUGUCUCUCACCGUGUUGGCGGAUCGAUUGCUCACCAAUUCGAAUGCCUACUCCGAUGUCCUCUCCGGUACGUUGCCUCUCACCACCUACACUCGAAUUCCGGGCAAAGUUCGUAUCUUGAAUUUCAUCAAAAUUCAUGUUGUUUCGUAUACCACCUGCGAUUUGACCAUUAAUGUUUUGAGUAGAACUGUUGCCGAUCAAACUUGUCACUAUAAAACCAAAUUAUAAAUCAGAGACACACGGAGAGAGUUAGAGAGGAGAAAAUCCUCUCCGGUGACCGGUGUAGUCGGGGAUGCGCCGGAGAGGAUUUGGGUUAGAGAGAUAGGGAGAGAAAGAGAUCGGUUUGUUUGUAGGGUAGCGAGUCGUUGUCACAUCGGAUGCCGACUUAUUUAAGAUUGAUUAUAGAAAUACGGUACAGUAUCUGUGUACUUGUCUCUUUUUUCAGUAUGUUACUGAUCUUUUAUUUCAUAUGUGGCAAUAAUAAUACCAUGGUUGUUUUGGAUGUA
Molecule: messenger RNA, 1371 nt
Organism: Cornus florida
Lineage: Eukaryota; Viridiplantae; Streptophyta; Magnoliopsida; Cornales; Cornaceae
Exons: 1
Coding region: 455-1093 (212 amino acids)
Source: RefSeq, a predicted model, not a curated record